ACGCCUCUGCUGCCUCUUUCAGAAAGCAUGCCCUGAACUGCCAUCGGAUGAAGUCUGCUCUCUUCAGCGUGCUCUGUGAGAUCAAGGGAAACACAGCUGUGAGCAUCCGGCAUCAGGAAGAGGAUCCUCACGCUCAGCUCCUGAGGCUGGAUAACAUGCUGCUGGCUGAGGGUGUGUCCAGGCCAGAGAAGAGAGGACGAGGAGCAGCGGCAGGCGCCACAGCAACACCAGGUGGCUGUCCAAAUGACAAUAGCAUUGAGCACUCAGACUACAGGGCCAAGCUGUCCCAGAUCCGACAGAUUUACCACUCUGAGCUAGAGAAGUAUGAACAGGCCUGUCGUGAGUUCACCACCCAUGUCACCAACCUUCUCCGGGAACAGAGUAGGGUGAGGCCUGUGUCCUCCAAGGAGAUGGAGCACAUGGUGGGCAUCAUCCACAGCAAGUUCAGUGCCAUCCAGAGGCAGCUGAAGCAGAGCACCUGUGAGGCUGUCAUGACCCUGCGCUCACGGCUCCUGGAUGCCAGGCGGAAGCGGCGGAACUUCAGCAAGCAGGCCACUGAAGUGCUGAACGAGUAUUUCUAUUCCCAUCUGAAACCUUACCCCAGUGAAGAGACCAAAGGACUGGCCAGGAAGGGUGGCAUCACGGUGUCCCAGGUCUCUAACUGGUUUGGCAACAAAAGAAUCCGGUACAAAAAGAACACAGGGAAGUUUCAAGAAGAGGCCACCAUGUACACUGGAAAAACAUCCACGGCCAGCAUGGCCCGGGGCCCAGGGGGUCAGCCCAGCUGCCAGUCCACAGCCAGCCCAGGUUCCUGUGGCCCCUUCCCCCUGGCGAGUGGAGGUGACAGUCUCACCCUGCGGACCCUCGCCUUCCUCCAGCCCCCACCUGGGGGAGCGUGCCUCCAGACCCCGCCCCGGGAGCCCCGGCCUAGCACACGCUGUGGGCUGCAAGCAGUCAGGCCUGCUUCUCGCACACCCGGUGCUCCAGGACGGAACCGCAGGGGCUCACAGCAGCUGCAGAGGGCCACCACCCACAGCCAACCUCGUCACCUGCUGGAGACUCUGGCAGCUUCAACUCGGAUGUGUCUAAUUAAGUUUGGGAACCUGGUUGAGUGCCAUGGUGAAUGGACCUCUGUCCUGCCAGUUACCUCAGAAGCCCUGGCUGUGGCGAUGGCCUGGCAGCUAAGGGACCCUGCUCCCACAGUCUUCAUCUGGCCUGUCCCCCUGGAGCCACCCUGGAGCCACCUUACCAACCAGUGUCCCUGUGUCCUGACCUCCACUGUCAGCCACCAUCACCGCAGUGGCCAAGUGCCCUUUCAUCUGCGGCCUGAGAGGCCCCUGUGCAGAUGCUGCCUGCUCACUGCCUGCCCACGAGACACCCAGGUCGCCAGUAUCAGCGGGCGGCGACCGCCCCGCCCAGCAGCAGGUGGCCUGCCAGCGACAUUCCUCAGUGCCCAGCCAGGCAGCCGCUCCUGCCGGAUGAAACGAAGUUGGGCCUGGCCGCGUGGCCUCGUGUUUUUCCAACAGCCUCUUCAGCCACAGCCUGACCACAACCUAGAUUCCCCUGGCUCAGCGUGCUCCAGCACCGUCUGGGGCCAGGCAGCCUUUGAGGACAUAGCUGAGGUUUGGCGCCGCUGCCUGGUCCAGGGCUGA
Peromyscus leucopus (white-footed mouse) is the source of this 1652-nucleotide messenger RNA. RefSeq names its product pre-B-cell leukemia transcription factor 4. The record is from RefSeq and is a predicted model, not a curated record. Gene Ontology annotation, molecular function: RNA polymerase II cis-regulatory region sequence-specific DNA binding; DNA-binding transcription factor activity, RNA polymerase II-specific. Gene Ontology annotation, cellular component: nucleus. Lineage: Eukaryota; Metazoa; Chordata; Mammalia; Rodentia; Cricetidae. Gene Ontology annotation, biological process: brain development; regulation of transcription by RNA polymerase II; embryonic organ development.